Molecule: messenger RNA, 1399 nt
Organism: Cricetulus griseus (Chinese hamster)
Lineage: Eukaryota; Metazoa; Chordata; Mammalia; Rodentia; Cricetidae
Source: RefSeq, a predicted model, not a curated record
UCGCUGCGCGUCCUUCGACCCGACGUCCUCUGCGGCAGCACGCUCAGACGCUCAGUGGGCGGAGUCACUAGGUGGCUUUAUAUAGGCUGCUCGGCCGCCUGGCCGGCCUCUAUCGGCGGCGUGUGACGGCAAGAUGUCUCACCGGAAAUUCUCUGCCCCGAGGCAUGGGUCAUUGGGCUUCUUGCCUCGGAAGCGCAGCAGCCGGCAUCGUGGGAAGGUGAAGAGCUUCCCCAAGGACGAUCCUUCCAAGCCUGUUCAUCUCACAGCCUUUCUAGGCUACAAGGCUGGCAUGACCCACAUCGUCCGGGAAGUUGACAGGCCAGGAUCCAAGGUGAACAAGAAAGAAGUUGUGGAGGCUGUAACCAUUGUGGAAACACCACCCAUGGUAGUUGUGGGCAUUGUGGGAUAUGUUGAAACCCCACGAGGUCUCCGCACCUUCAAGACAGUAUUUGCUGAGCACAUCAGUGACGAGUGUAAGAGGCGUUUCUACAAGAACUGGCACAAAUCUAAGAAGAAGGCCUUCACCAAAUACUGUAAGAAAUGGCAGGAUGACAUGGGCAAGAAACAGCUGGAGAAGGACUUCAACAGCAUGAAGAAGUACUGCCAAGUCAUCCGCAUAAUUGCUCACACUCAGAUGCGGCUGCUUCCUUUGCGCCAGAAGAAGGCACAUUUGAUGGAGAUCCAGGUGAACGGGGGCACCGUGGCUGAGAAGCUAGACUGGGCCCGAGAGAGGUUGGAGCAGCAGGUUCCUGUGAACCAGGUGUUUGGACAGGAUGAGAUGAUUGAUGUCAUCGGGGUGACAAAAGGCAAAGGCUACAAAGGGGUGACUAGUCGUUGGCAUACAAAGAAACUGCCCCGCAAGACCCAUCGAGGGCUGCGCAAAGUUGCCUGUAUUGGAGCCUGGCACCCUGCCCGUGUGGCUUUCUCUGUGGCUCGAGCUGGGCAGAAAGGCUACCAUCACCGAACGGAGAUUAACAAAAAGAUUUACAAGAUUGGUCAAGGCUACCUCAUCAAGGAUGGUAAGCUGAUUAAGAACAAUGCAUCCACUGACUAUGACCUGUCUGACAAGAGCAUCAACCCACUGGGUGGCUUUGUCCAUUAUGGUGAGGUGACCAAUGACUUUGUCAUGCUCAAAGGCUGUGUGGUGGGAACCAAGAAGCGAGUGCUCACUCUCCGCAAGUCCUUGCUGGUACAGACCAAACGACGGGCUCUAGAGAAGAUUGACCUGAAAUUCAUUGACACCACCUCCAAGUUUGGUCAUGGUCGUUUCCAGACCAUGGAGGAGAAGAAAGCAUUCAUGGGACCACUCAAGAAAGACCGCAUUGCCAAAGAAGAAGGUGCUUAAGACCAGAAUCACCUUGUGCAGCUGGUGGGGUCUCAAUAAAUAUUUUUCUGGUGA